GGCAAACAAGGACGAAAAGACAAUUCUAUCCCUGAACUCCGAUCCCAUCUCCACGUCACCUUUAGCGUUUCCCCACUAAACUAUAGAAGCGCGUGGCUCUCACACUCUCCCCAUCUUGUUCAAUCCUUUCCUUGAGGCGCCAUCGCCUUGACCACACCUCACAUCCUUCUUAUAAUCUUAUUCCAUUCUAUAUGCAUACAAAUGCAUAAAACGAAUCAUUACAUAUAUACACACAAACCUGUACAUAUAUACACAGACAGAGGCAGGCCGGUGAUGGCGGAUAUUAGCAAAGCAGCAACUGAAGUGUAUGCGCAGACAAGGACCUUACAAGUAUGGCGGUCACUGUUGAACUGGUUGACUUUCUUCUUUCAGAUCUUUGUUCAGAUCGUUAGAGGCACUCCUUCCGUUGCUUCCUUGAUCAAUUAUUCUUCUUCGUCUUCUUCGGCGUCGUUCAAGCCUUUGCCUGACGUUGAAUUUCCUGAAUCUUCUCAACCGGCAACAUUCUCUGCCGCUUCCGUUCAUAUUCCCACCGCUGUGGCUGAUUAUGAUUGUUCGGCAAAGCUCACGGUGGUUCUUGACUUGGAUGAAACUCUAGUAUGUGCCUAUGAGACAUCUAGUUUACCUGAUAGUGUUCGAAAACAAGCUACAGAUGCUGGAUUGACAUGGUUUGAGCUAGAAUGCAUAGCUUCUGAGAAGGAAUAUGAUGGAAAGCCGAAGAUCAACUAUGUGACAGUAUUUGAACGCCCUGGACUGCAUGAAUUCCUUGCCCAACUUAGCAAAUUUGCUGAUCUUGUACUAUUUACAGCAGGACUUGAAGGAUAUGCAAAACCACUUGUUGACAGAAUAGAUGCUGAAAACAGAUUUAGCCGUAGAUUUUAUCGGCCUUCAACAACUUCCACGGAAUAUAGAGAACAUGUGAAGGACCUUUCUUUUGUAUCAAAAGAUUUUUGCAGGAUUGUUAUUGUUGACAACAAUCCAUUCAGUUUCUUAUUGCAACCAGUGAAUGGAAUCCCAUGCAUACCUUUUACAGCUGGACAACCACGUGAUGACCAGCUUCUGGAGGUGCUCCUUCCCCUUUUGAAGCAACUUUCAGAGCAGAGGGAUGUGAGGCCCGUGUUAUACGAAAGGUUCCGCAUGCCGGAAUGGUUUCAGAAACACGGAAUCCCCGUUUCCAAUUCCACCAGCUAAACAUUGGUAUUUGUAUUUACUUGAAUCCCAGCAUUUUGUAUAGCUAUUAGCCCCAUUAUAUAUAUCAUUUUGUAUACAGGAGAAGAAGAUUCUUUUUUGUUAUUGUUUCCUUAAUUUGCACCACAUGCAG
Molecule: messenger RNA, 1318 nt
Organism: Lactuca virosa
Lineage: Eukaryota; Viridiplantae; Streptophyta; Magnoliopsida; Asterales; Asteraceae
Source: the annotation of a GenBank genome assembly